AUGAUGUCCACACUCUUCCUGGUCAUCCUGUGUUUGGGAGUGCCCUCAAUUGUCCCAACACUUGAUCCCACAUUGGAUACUGAAUGGCAAAUGUGGAAGAUGGAAUAUGAAAAAUCAUACAGCCUGGAGGAAGAAGCACGAAGGAGAGCAGUAUGGGAAAAAAACCUGAAAUUUAUUAAACAUCACAAUGGGGAGAAUGCCCUGGGGAAGAAUGACUACACCAUGAAAAUGAACGCCUUUGGUGACAUGACCGAUGAAGAAUUCAAGAACAUGUUGGUUGAAUUCCCAGUUCGAACUCACAACAAGGGGAAGACCAUCUGGAAACGUGAUGUUGGCGAUGUGGUUUUCCCCAAAUUUGUAGACUGGCGAAAGAAAGGCUAUGUGAACCCUGUGAGAAAGCAGGGCAACUGCAGUUCUUGCUGGGCAUUUUCUGCGAUUGGUGCCAUAGAAGCACAGGUAAUCUGGAAAAUAGGCAAGCUCACCCCUCUGAGUGUGCAGAACCUGAUGGACUGUUCUAAACCUCAAGGCAACAAUGGCUGUCUUUCGGGUGAUACAUACAAUGCCUUCCAGUAUGUUUUGCACAAUGGAGGUCUGGAGGCUGAAGCAACUUAUCCAUAUGAAGGCAAAGAAGGACCAUGCAGGUAUAAUCCAAAGAAUUCUGUUGCUGAUAUCACAGGAUUUGUGUCCCUCCCAGAAAGUGAGGAUAUCCUAAAGGUUGCUGUAGCAACGAUUGGGCCCAUCUCUGUUGGAAUUGAUGCUUCUCAUAAUUCAUUCAGGUUCUAUGAGAAAGGUAUUUACCAUGAGCCAAACUGCAGCAGUAGUUCAACGAGUCAUGGGGUUCUGGUGGUUGGCUAUGGAUUUAAGGGAAAUGAAAUGGAUGGUAAAAAAUACUGGACAAUCAAGAACAG
Molecule: messenger RNA, 908 nt
Organism: Microtus ochrogaster (prairie vole)
Lineage: Eukaryota; Metazoa; Chordata; Mammalia; Rodentia; Cricetidae
Product: cathepsin R-like
Exons: 6
Source: RefSeq, a predicted model, not a curated record